AUGCCGCUCUCAGCGCCACGCUUUUUCCGUUCCCCUCGCUCUCUCUCCGCGUCUCCACUGCUUUGCUGCGGUGCACCUUUUUCCGGUUCUUCCCCUUCUGGGUCUUUUCCUUCUUCCCGAUUUUCGGCUUUCGUCGCUUCGGCCGCGCCGUCUCCGCAGGGACGAGUACAUUCCUGCUUCGCCGGCUUUCCUCCGCCAAGCAAACCAGUGAGAAGGGGGCUAGCCUGCGAGCGCGACGGUGUCCACCUGAGCACCUCGGCCUGUCGCUUUUUCGCGCACGACGCAGGCGCGUUCUUCUCUUCCAAGUCGCCUAGGAAGGAUGCUCUCAAGGCUCCGGUAGAUGAGGGACAACCCGGCCGACUGACUCUGAAAGAAGACGGCGAGGCCGUCAUCCACAUAUCGCCAGCAGCCGCCAAGCGGUUGACUCGGAUUUGGGAAAAGCGCAGAGAGGCCGAAGCUCAGGCAGCCGCCGGUGCCUCGCAAAGUGUGAGUGCGGCCGCGCGGUCGGGUGUUCCGGAGAGUGGAAAGUCUUCGGUCGUCACUCCAGCUGCUGGUCGGGGGGCUGCCCAGGAUGGGGUUCCUGGGGAACGGAAGGGAGGAUCUUUUCGUCCGAAUGAAGAGACGAAGCUCGCCUUCAAGGGCCAGGGGUCACCUGGACAAAAUCGGCACGGAGCGGAUGGAGGGGAGCGAGAUAUCGUAGGCAGGGGCGCGCACUGGUCGGAGACAGACGAGCCAAACGGGAGGUCAGGCGAGACGCAAGGCAGUACUCGUGGAAGCGAGGUACCCCCGCCGCUGGGGGCUUCUCGUUCGUGUUAUCAGUGGCGGGUGUUCAGGAUACCAGUACUGCUUCGAUUUGAUCGGACGCAGAGAGCUCGUCGACUUUCGACAAGCAGGCACGCAUCUGUGAGUCUUGUGUUUUUCCGCAUGGCCUCGCCAUAUGGAGGCCCGGACAUCGGAGCAGAAGAGAGACCUAGGAGUUUUCAAGGCGGCGAUUGUCAGAACGAGAUGAGAGAGAAUGCGUGGUGCGUGGUUGUGGACAAGUGCAGUGUUCCUUUACUGGAAAAUUCUGUGGUAGAUUAUUCCGACACACUCGCCGCAUCUGAGUUUCGCAUUGUUAACAACGAACAAGCAGAGAAUGUUUGCAGUUGCGGUCACUCUUUUGCCAUAAAAGACGAUUUUUAG
Molecule: messenger RNA, 1182 nt
Organism: Neospora caninum
Lineage: Eukaryota; Apicomplexa; Conoidasida; Eucoccidiorida; Sarcocystidae
Product: putative iron-sulfur cluster assembly accessory domain containing protein
Exons: 2
Coding region: 1-1182 (393 amino acids)
Biological process (GO): iron-sulfur cluster assembly
Cellular component (GO): mitochondrion
Molecular function (GO): 4 iron, 4 sulfur cluster binding; 2 iron, 2 sulfur cluster binding; iron ion binding
Source: RefSeq, a predicted model, not a curated record